Messenger RNA from Fusarium odoratissimum NRRL 54006, 351 nucleotides. RefSeq lists its product as uncharacterized. The record is from RefSeq and is a predicted model, not a curated record. The coding region runs from base 1 to 351 and encodes 116 amino acids. The transcript is spliced from 2 exons. Lineage: Eukaryota; Fungi; Ascomycota; Sordariomycetes; Hypocreales; Nectriaceae.
AUGGCCCGGGUCGUUGGGGUGAAUGAUGCUAGUGAUUUCCCAGUGAUCGACACCUUUCGCACCGAGCUUAUCAAGGCGGACGAGAUCCUCUUUGGAGGAGCAACCAAUGAGAACGGCGAAGUGAUCGAGAGAUUCAUGGGGAUCGACAAGCUCUACGCAGAGGUGCUCCCGCAGCUAGAAACUUUCCUUGCGGUUCAGAAUAACGCCGGGAUAAUGAUUAUGAUGAUUUUGGAGAUCAUCAAAUUGCAGCAGGUUGUGGAGGAGAGUGGGGAGGGCCAGUGGCUCCAGCCACUCAAAGACACUCUCGGAGAGGCUCUAUACGAGCAAAUCGUACAAGCUGGGGCGGUUUGA